Aspergillus ibericus CBS 121593 is the source of this 2271-nucleotide messenger RNA. RefSeq lists its product as uncharacterized. Bases 1 to 2271 code for a protein of 756 amino acids. NCBI's taxonomy places the organism in Eukaryota, Fungi, Ascomycota, Eurotiomycetes, Eurotiales, Aspergillaceae. The record is from RefSeq and is a predicted model, not a curated record. The transcript has 3 exons.
AUGUCGGGGGACCAGCCCUCUCGCGUCGCGGAUGAUGAAAUAAACCAACCCAAGUUCGCCAACCAACAGAAAUAUAACUCGGAGCAAAUCUCGAUCGACCAACGACUAAAGCGACUCAGGGAAGAAGUUCUCCCGUUUUACCCUUUCCUCCUCACUGUUCCUACUGAUGUCCCUUUCCGCCUCGGGGGUCGCUUUGUCAACAACUGGGCAGUGAGUAAUGACGGGCCAUUCACGCCGGAGGAGCAACAGUUACAGUAUAUGACAUUCCUCACGCAUCACGAAGGAGAUUCCUUGCUAGUGGCUGUGGGUGAUUGGUCUGACGCGACAGGGAACGUCAUGUCCGAUCAGCGUCCUGGGGCCCAAAGUGCUGCAAGCACGCGAUCAAACAACUCUGUAAAGAAGAAGAUAAGUUUAAAUGACUAUAGGAAUAAAAGGAAGAGCGGCGCCUCCGCUUCCCCUGUCAGUCAUGAAAUCACUAACCAAAGCGCCUCGGUACUUCUCUCUCCCGAUUUGAACCAGCGAGCUGCUAAACCUAGCCUUGCUGGCAAUGACUUGCAGAGGCCAGUGGAAAAGCCUCAGUUGCAACAAAAGGGCGCAAUGCCCCCCAAGAAGCCAAGAACAUCCCCCGACCCUUUGAAGGCCGACCGUCUGAAGGGGAACGGACUUCCUGCUCUUCUCUCACCGACCCUUCCUCCAACUUCAAGCAGCCCAAGACUACCUCGGCUAUUGUCACCCACGCUUCCUCCAGACAUCGAGAAGGAAUUGGCCAGAUUUGGCGAGGAGUUCUUGGGCUUGGGUUCAUCGCAACCUGGUGGCGUCUCCAGUGUCGAUGUAUCCAAACAUCCCCACCAUGGAAAUGACAAACGCCCGCCCUCAAGUUCGGACUUAUCGACUAUCGACGCCUCUCUGGCCACAAAAGGAGAAUUACAUUCCCAUACGGGACAUGCGACACAACGAUCAAUCGGUUCACCGCCGGCUCAGCCGACUGCUUCGGCUAGGCCGCAACUAGUGAAAUUAAAAUAUGGAAGAUCGAACAGAAAGCGAAUCGAGGCACUCCUUAAGUUUUCCGGUAAGAGGAAAUCGGCCCCGCCAAGUUCACCCGUGAAGAAUCCGCUAGAUAUCGAGUCCACCCACGCCUCGAAAGCUAGGCAAGCCGCGGCGAAGGCGCCUUCAUCUGACCGUCAGGAUCACAGCAAGUCACAGCGCUUGGACUGGAAAGGGAAACAUAUUUCGGCAACAUCCACCUUAAGAGAGCACUUGAAUGCUCCAGAAAAACCACAAACCCCCUUGCCUAUUAUUUCGAAUCCAAUAGUAAACCCACAAGACAGAUUGAAACCGAGUUCGUUGACACCGCUGAAAGACUUGAAGUCUUCUACCAACCGAUUGGAUCCAUCUAGCGGCAAUGACGCGAGACCGUCUUCUUACCCAGCCGCUAAGCGCCUCGGAAAUCCAGCUACACCUUCAAAAAGCUCGCCUCCGCCAUCAAAUAACAUAGCUUCACGUCAAUAUGACCGUCGAGCUUGGAAGGAUGAGAAUCAAAAAUACGCAAAUUUGGGCCGUGAGUUAAAACAUGCUGCGGAACGACACACAGCCAAAGAUCACGUUACUGCCGUUGAUGAAAAACUCGCGGCCGCCACAGCAAUUGAGGCUAUUCUUUGCUUCAUUUUAGCAUUUGUUGCUGAUGAUCAAUUUAAAGCGCUAUCUCGCCAAGCUGCAGACUCGUCUUCUUGGCUAUCCAUCCUCGCAUAUUGGCGUGUGGUACGAAAGAACAGUGCUCUCUAUCCGCGACUACAUAGUCUCUGUUCGAUCCUCGGUGCUAUCUCAUAUGAUGCUAUUCACGCGCUUGACCUUGAACGACUUGCUGCCACGCCCCUGCCCGGGGAGAACACACCUGUGCCCACUCCAGCAAGUGAUGGAGAUACCACUGCAUCGGAAGAACAUAAAAAGAACCGAAGAGAGCUUCUUGAGCUGAAGAGCCGGCUGCCGGAAUGCUACAAGGAAUCUCAGAGAUUAUGGCUUGAAGGCUCACGCGGUCUUUCUGAAGACGUUCUUGCUCGCGAAUUCCCGAACACGUGGUCUAAGCGAUCCAGGAAUUUCUCGGAAUUGGGGAAGCACCGCCUAAAAGCUGGCGAUUAUUCUGGCGAGUUCUUCUUGCCAGUUGGUCGGAUCAAUACCCCUCUAGAGAUAAUUCGGUUCAGUCAUGCAUUUCUGAGUGAGUGGUGCGUGAAGGAGGGUGUGCGAUGGACUAGCCGACUUGGAGCUAUAAUGUGA